AGUAGAUGUUAUAAUGGGCAUUCAUAUAUUAUUGUCUGUAAGUUGUGGUAUAUUAGCAUUUAUUGCGUUGUUCGCUAAUCUAAUAUUAGGUGAUAGCGAAAGAAUAAUUAUGAAAUGCGGUACUGACGGAAAUUUAUGUAAUCCUCUCGAUUUAAAACCAUGCUGUAAUCGGAAUAUGCAAUGCAAAGGAAAUUCAAAAGUUGGUUAUUUCGUAUGCACUGAAAAAGAAAUUCAACAAGAACCGAUAUCAGACCUAUUGGGUAUGUCAUGUAAUAAUGACGACGAUUGUAAUAAGAUAAUCCACGCCAAAUGUUCUAAAGAUAACAAAUGUGCUUGCCGGGAAAACAAUAUUCAGCUAAAUAAAACCACAUGCGCACCGCAGUUAGGAAAUUUUUGUUGGAAAAACGAAAAGUGUGCAACAGAUAAUUCCGUUUGCAUUAAUAAUGAAUGUCGAUGCCAAAAUAAUUACUUUUCGGUAUCUAAUCUUUUUUGCUUACGAAAAAUAUUGGGAUCACCAUGUAAUGAUGAUCUAGAGUGUGAGCGAAUUAAAUAUUCAAAAUGUAAUAAAAAUAAAUUUUGUGAGUGUACAUCCAAUACAGUUGCAUCGACUCUGACAUUAUGUUCACCAAUUAUUGAUGGUUUUUGUUCAACAAAUAAUAUGUGUGUCCCAGAUUACUCUAUUUGUGUUGAAAAUAAAUGUAAAUGCAGACUUGGUUUAAAACCAUCAUUAUCUAAAACUAAUUGUGAACCAAUAGUUUUUUUGGGUAUGAUUUGCAAAGACGAUACAGAUUGCCUUAGUUCGACCAAUCAUUCAAAGUGUUCUAAAGCAAAAUUCUGUGAAUGUAAAUCAAAAUAUCAACCACUAAGCAGAAACACAUGUGCGCCCUUAUUAAACAUGUCUUGCACUCACAAUGAACUUUGUGCCACAGAUCAUUCAAUAUGUAUUGAUAAUACAUGUCAAUGCAAGCAACACUAUGUAUAUCGAGGCUUGAAAUGUGUACCAACUAUUCUAGGAGGAAUGUGUAAAACAAAUACAGAUUGCAAUGAAAUAGCUUUUUCAGUAUGUGCGGAUAAUCAACGAUGUGUUUGUAGUGAUAAAUAUGUCCAAACAACUAAAACAACUUGUUCACCUAUUCUAAACGGAACUUGUUUUACUGACAUACAAUGUACUGUUGAUAAUUCUAUUUGUAUAAAUAAUAAAUGCAGUUGCAAACCUAAAUUUGAAUCUAUCUCUGACAAACAAUGUAAUCCUGUGGAGUUAGGAUUACCGUGUUACGAUAAUUUUGAUUGUUCUCAGAUAUACAAUUCUGAAUGUUCUGACGACAAUAAAUGCGUCUGUAGAUUUAAUUAUGUUGAAAUAAAUAAAAAAAUAUGUGCGGUAUUGAUAGAUGAGUACUGUUCAAAAAACAUACCAUGUGCGGUCAAUAAUUCAAACUGUAUUAACAAUAAAUGUCAAUGCAGAAACAACUUCCUACAAGAGUCUAAUAAUCAAUGUUUACCAAGUGCUAUCAAUAAAAACUGCCAUGAAGAUCUAGAUUGUAAAAUUACUCGAAAUGCGGUGUGUUCUAAAGACAAAGUAUGUGAGUGUAGAUCAAACUAUGUUCAAGUUAGUUACUCAAGAUGUGCACCAUUGUUGGAUGAAUUUUGUGAGGAAAAUGAUAAAUGUGCUGUAACUAACUCUAUUUGUGUUAGUCAUCAAUGCACAUGUGAUACUAAUUAUUUACAGCAAUCUAAUAAUCAAUGUCAACCAACUGCCUUAGGACAAUCUUGUACAAAUAAUGAGGAUUGUCGUGGUAUUAAGUAUUCGAUAUGCUCGAAAACCAAUAACUGUAUUUGUCAGUAUGAUCACAUUGAGAAAAAUAAAUUUACGUGCGCACCACUCAUAGGGGGAUACUGUAAUGAAAAUAAUGACUGUUUUUCUAAUAAUACAAUUUGUUUUUUACAUAAAUGUAUCUGCGCUUAUAACUAUAUAGCUGUAUCUAUAUUUGAAUGCUCACCCAUAUUUCUAGAAAAAAGUUGUUAUAGCGAUAACGAUUGUAAUGAAGUAUACUCCUUUUGCUCAUUAGGUGUAUGUGUGUGUGAAUUAAAUUACGUUGCAUUAUCUGGAUCAAUUUGUUCACCACUUUUAUUUGAAACGUGUUCCUUAAAUGAUACAUGUGCUAUUGAAAAUGCGUUUUGCGCGAAAAGGAAAUGUGAAUGCAAACGAGAAUAUGGAUCACAUUUAAACUAUCAAUGUGUACCAAGCCAUUUAGGAGGAAAAUGUACUGAAGAUAUAGAUUGUGAUCUUAUAAAAAAUUCAGAAUGUUCAAGUGAUGAAAAAUGUAUUUGUAAAGAGAAUUACAUUCAAGUCAAUAAAACAGUGUGCGCAUCACCUAACGGCUAUUCUUGUUCAACUGAUGAAGAAUGUGGGGUACCGAAUUCAGUUUGUAUGAAUAAUGAAUGUCAAUGCAAGUCUGGUUAUAUUACUGUAUCUAAUGUUACAUGUAGACCAGUACAAGCAAAAAAAUUUUGUAUUUCGGACGAUGAUUGCAAAAAUAUAACUCAUUCACUGUGUUCACAAAAUCGGCGGUGUGUUUGUGAAGAAAAUUACGUUGAAAUUAAUAAUACCAAAUGUGCAUCACUUUUAUUUAAUGAUUGUUUAGAAAAUGAAGAUUGUAUUACUGAUAAUUCUAUUUGUUCAAAGAAUAAAUGUCAAUGCGGCCCUCAUUAUACACCUGGGCGUGGGAAUAAAUGUCUGCCAAUAUCGUUGGGAAUGCGAUGUAAUGAUGAUUCAGACUGUGAGACAAUAAAUAAUUCAGUUUGUUCUGACCAAAAAAUAUGCAUAUGUGAUAAAAAUAAUUAUGCUGCAACCAACUCAACAUGCUUACCAAUGAUUGGAAAGGUUUGUAAAUACGACGUUAACUGUUUGUCAGAAGUUAUGCACUGCAUUGAUAAUAAAUGUCAAUGUAAAUCUCCUUUCAUAGCCGUUUCCAGUAGACAGUGUGUCACAAAAUCUUCAACAUUCUCUUGUAAGGCAAAUUUGGAUUGUGGUGAGCCAUGGCACUCUGAAUGUUCGAAAGAUCAGACAUGUCUAUGUAAAAUAAAUAAUAUUGCAAUAAAUAAAUCAACCUGUCGACCAAUAAUUGGUGGAUAUUGUUGGAAGAAUCAGCAAUGUCAGCCUGAAAAUUCUGUUUGUAAUAAUUUUCAAUGUAAAUGCAAGUUCAACUUCAUACCGGUUGCCGAUAAUCUAUGUGUGCCAUUGUAAGCCGUUACUAGAGAUAAUAUGUUAAAACAAGCAAGUGGAUUAAUUUGGACAAUCAACACAUAAAAUUUUUGAAUAAUAAAUUAAACUACACGGGUACAGUUCUUUUACAUUUAAUUGCAUUUACAUUUCUUACA
Molecule: messenger RNA, 3378 nt
Organism: Microplitis demolitor
Lineage: Eukaryota; Metazoa; Arthropoda; Insecta; Hymenoptera; Braconidae
Product: prion-like-(Q/N-rich) domain-bearing protein 25
Exons: 15
Coding region: 14-3244 (1076 amino acids)
Source: RefSeq, a predicted model, not a curated record